CCGCAUUGGGCGGGGCUAGUUAUCACAAGAAUGGACGCUUUCGGCGGGCAAACAUUUCAUUAAACGCAUUGUAAUGUGUUUUCUUACGCCAAAAUUUAGAUAUUUUUCAUUUCGCUGCCAAAGAUCGCUACAAUGGACAAGGACACCGCUUAGAACUUUAUGUUCGAAGAACGACGGCUCUGGGAGGGAACGUCCAACGAGAGUAAAUGAGUGGUGUCGUUUGUCCCGACUUUGCGUCCUGAUUCAAUCUGUAAAGUUCGGUCACGAUGGCUGACCCCGAGCAGAUGGAGGCAGAGGAAACCUACGUGGAGCACCAGUACAUGUGCAGCGAGUGCCAAGAGCUGUUCGACACCCUGGAGGAUGUCCUGAUCCACCAGCAGAUCCACACCGGCCAGGAGGUCGACGGCGACGUUGUGGAGGGCAUCUCCCUGGCUCAGAUGGGGCAGAACCAGCAGUUCCAGUGUCUGGAGUGUGGGGGCCUCCUGCUGAAUGCAGAGGAGCUCCUGCAGCACCAGGAGAUGCACAUGCAAGAGGCUGGCAUGGAGGUGGAGCAACAAGGAGAUUCUUCUUUGCUAGUGUGUGAGGUUCUGGAGACGGAACACACCAACACUGAGGCUCAGAUGUCUGGACCUGUUCAGUACCAGUGCCUGGACUGCCUGGCUCUGUUUGACGCGCCUGAGAGCUGGCUGGAGCACCGGCGGACCCACAGCAGAAGCAGCACGCACAGCAACACGGAGACCACAGAGUAUUUGUUACAGCCGGACGGUUCUGUCACUCCUCUGAACAACGUCCAGAACUAUGUGCUGAGUGAGCAGCAAGCAGGGGAGAUCUUGGCACAGGUUCUCGCCCAGCAACAACAACAGAAGUCUGUUUCCAAGCAAGCUGCACCCAGCCGCUCCUACCUGCUGCCCCCAGUGACUCCAACUCCUGGCUCCGCCACCAUGCACCUGCAGAUCCUCACCGCUCAGGCUCUGGCGGACAGCUCCACCACGCGGGGUCAGCGCCGCUCCAAGCUGCCGCCUCUGCUGCCCGCCGUGAGUCGGGGCUCCUCGGGAAAGCUGUUGGAGAACGGCAUACAGAGGCUGGAGAUGAGGCUGACGCAGAGCGAAGAGCAGCAGGAACAGCCGACACAGGUGGUGGUCAUCCACCCCUACGAGUGCUCCGAGUGCUCCCUUCUGUUCCAGACGCCCGAGGACUUCCUGCUGCACCAGGGAGAGCACUUCCUCGGCCAGGACAAGGAGAGUGGGGAGUCGGGGGUCAUGGGUGCUCUGGAGGAGAUUCGGGGGCGGCAGGAGACUUCCGAUAAGAUGGAAGGAAUGAGGAACAGAGUAGGGGGCAAGAGAGGAGGGGCCUGGGCCAAACCCUUACAGUGCGAGCUCUGCAGCCGCAUCUUUACCUCAGUCAACCGCCUGGCUGCGCACAAGCGUGUGCACGAGCAGGGCACACACGAGUGUCCAGAGUGCGGCAAAGUGUUUAAGAAGGCCACGUCCCUGCAGACACACAUGCGCACACACUCAGGUGUGGCGCGCUAUCUGUGCGUGGACUGCGGCACGGGGUUUACCACAGAAAUGACUCUCAUCAUGCACAGGAAGUCCCACGUUGCAGACCCCCUUCACAAAUGUCAGUUCUGCAGCAAAACCUUCACCAACAUGACCAAAUACCUCUACCACCGCCGCACCCACCUAAACCGUGAAGCAUCUGACACCCCCAGCUCUAUGGUUUCAUGUCCUACUAGAGCAUCUCCCACUGCUUUAGCCAUACUGCAGAGAAUAAGAGCAAAGAACUGUGAACGUGCCAAAGUCAACCUGCUCGCUCCUCUCACUGAGGAAGAGAUGGAAACAAUGGAGAAUUCUGGGAAAAGUUCUCCCAGUAACGUGGAUGCAGUUGAAGCUGGCAUGGAGGAGGAGCAAAGCAGCAACACGAAGGUGUCAAAACCAACGGAAGGAAACGUGGAAGAGCAGGUGGAGGUGGAGCGUGCCCCGGGGUCAGACUCGGCCUCGAAUGACUGCAGAGAUCCGGGCGUCCCGCCGAGUCCUGCUGCUUCUGCAGAAGCUCCCUCCACUCCAUUGUCAGACAAAGGAGCCUUUUCUUGUCGUUUGUGCCCGAAAACCUUUCCGUCCCAGCUGCAGCUCACACACCACCGGCGCAAAGCCCACGCCACGGAGCGCAGCUUUGUGUGCGGCAUCUGCGGGCAGGCCUUUAAGAAGCAGAUCAACGUGCGGAACCACAUCCGCACGCAUACAGGCGAGAAGCCCUUCCAGUGCUCUGAAUGCGGCAAAACCUUUUCUCUGCUGGCCAACCUGAUGAGGCACACCCUCAUCCAUUCCGGCGUGCGCCCGUACCGCUGUGACGUCUGCCACCGCUCUUUUUCCGUGUCCUCCAACCUUCGUCAGCACAGCCUGCUGCACUCCAACGCUGCCACCCUUACCUGCCCGGACUGCCCCGCCACUUUUCGCACCCCUGUGAAGCUGGCAGCCCACCGGUUCACCAAACAUCCGGGGGCUCCGGCCCCUUUUCCCUGCCCCCACUGCGAAGCUGGUUUCUUGAACAGGAAGCAAAGAGACAACCACUGUCUGGAGCAGCACCUUGCUGUGGUGCAGGGCGGGGCACAGAUGGAGGAGACGCAGGAGGCCCAGGGUCCGCCGCAGCCCUCCACCUCAGCAGCGGCAGGGAUGAAACCAGAAGUUUCAACCAGUUUGGUAAAAGGAGGUUUGGAUUGUAAUAUUUGUGGGAAGAAGCUAAACUCUCCGGCCAAUCUGAGACUUCACAGACUGAGCCACUUCACCCCGGGCCUCGGGAGGCCUCGCUGCAUCCCCGGCAAGCGGCCCAAAGCUCACCAGUGUCCCAUCUGUGGGAAACUAUUCGUGUCCUCCUCUGGUGUUGCGCUCCACCAGCGCGUCCACACGGGCGAGCGGCCGUUCCCGUGCCAGGUGUGCGGGAAACGCUUCCGUCAGAACACGCACCUGCGGGAGCAUCUGCGCACGCACUCGGGCGAGCGGCCGUUCCGCUGCGAGGUGUGCGGCAAAGCCUUCAUCCAGAGCAUGCAUCUGGCAGAGCACCGCAGGACGCACACGGGGGAGCGGCCACACGUGUGCCCCCUGUGCGGGAAGGCCUUCAAGACGUUCUCCAACCUGCGCAACCACAAGAUGACCCAUGACAGGCAGCAGAGGCUGGACGAGGAGGCCGCUGCCCAGGCUGCCAUGGAGACCGGCUCCACUGUGGCCGUGGUCGACGUUUCCACCUUGGACCUAACCAGCAACCAACCUCAGCUCAUCCAGAUCCAAACUUCCGAUCUAGAGCCGGUGCAGGGAACCCCAACCAUCAUGUGCGACGAGUUUGGGGAGACCAUCGCCAUCAUCGAGACCACGGAGGGAGGAGCGCUGCCUCUGGAGCAGGCACUGGAAAUCUAUCACACAGCUUUGGAGAACGGCCUGGCCGUGGAGACGGGGGCUGUGGAAGGUCUGCAGCUGCUCUGAGAGAAGGUUAAGGCCAUCACAGAACUGAAAACAUCCACACAAGUCUUAAUACUGGCAGAACGGACAGCAGACCUGUAUUGCCUGGUUCGAUCUAGAGUGAAAUAUGGAAAACGUGCAUCUAGAUUGAUUGAUGGGGUAAAUAAGGACCAUGGGUAGUGCCUCAGACCAUAUUUGUAUUAAUUUUUUGUAAUUAUUUUUAUGGAUGUGACUUAUUUUCAGUUUUGUAAUAUUGGUGUAUAUUGAUCAAAUAAAUAAUUUUUUCCUCUCCAAUAUGAUCGAUGGUUUGCAGCCAGAGUGCCAGCACAUGAAAAAAGCAUGUUCUUGAGGACAAAGUUUGUUUGCAUAACAUGACUUUUACCCCCGGGGGUAUUUAGUUCUGAGAGAAAACUGACAUUUUGAAUUUUAUAAUAAAAUAUUUAACUCUCUUCUUGGAUCAAAUCUAAAAUAACAGAGUGGGGCAUUAUUAGGCAUAAGUAUUUUCUCUCCAGGUGUUUGGUCUUUCUGCUUAAAAGCUGAUAUAUAUGAGCCAACUUGACUCUACAGUAUUUAUUUACAACCCAACCCAGUGGUUUGCAGAGACACAAACGGCUCUCUGAUCAGCUCUCUGCAUCAUCUUCCUAACUUUGACCAGUUUUCUCUCUGAGAAGGUCAGGAGAGCGAUAAAGUGACAAAUCAAAUGCAUGUGUGGAGGCUACUGAAACUACACUUGGAGAUUUAAAAAAAAAAAAAA
Oryzias latipes (Japanese medaka) is the source of this 4206-nucleotide messenger RNA. RefSeq names its product zinc finger protein 526 (gene znf526). The record is from RefSeq and is a predicted model, not a curated record. Lineage: Eukaryota; Metazoa; Chordata; Actinopteri; Beloniformes; Adrianichthyidae.